AACAGACUUCCAGAAGUGGAAAGACAUUUUAACCCCUGUUCUUGUCAGUCCACUCCUCUUAGGGCUCAGCAGCAGCAACCCCUUGCUUCAGGUUAGGGGAAGAGCAAGGUGAUUAUUGCAGAUCUGAAGGGGACUUGGUUUAGGACGUCUGAGAAAGAGGAAGGGUCCAGGAUUUGCCUUCGGGCUUGGAUUGCUGAAUCAAAAUAGCAGGCCCAGCCUACCAAGACGAUGACAGUCACUUAUUCCAGCAAAGUAGCAAAUGCCACUUUCUUUGGAUUUCACAGAUUACUCCUAAGGUGGAAAGGCAGCAUCUACAAAUUGCUGUACAGAGAAUUUAUUGUUUUUGCUACUCUUUACACAGCGAUAAGUGUAUUAUACAGAUUUUUUCUUACAGGUAGCCAAAAACGGUUCUUUGAAAAAUUAUCAAUUUACUGUGACAAAUAUGCUGAACAAAUCCCAGUAACUUUCGUGCUUGGUUUCUACGUUACUUUGGUGGUGAAUCGCUGGUGGAACCAGUUUGUGAACUUGCCAUGGCCGGAUCGUCUGAUGUUCCUCAUCUCCAGCUGUGUCCAGGGCAGAGAUGAGUAUGGGCGCUUGCUAAGGAGGACUCUCAUGCGUUAUGUGAAUUUAACAUCUCUGCUGAUCUUCCGCUCUGUGAGCACAGCUGUGUACAAAAGGUUCCCUACCAUGGACCAUGUGGUAGGAGCAGGUUUUAUGACAAGAUAUGAAAGAAAACUUUUUGACGACCUUAAGUCUCCACACCUGAAAUACUGGGUCCCAUUUGUCUGGUUUGGAAAUUUGGCAUCGAAGGCACGAAAAGAGGGAAGAAUUCGAGACAGUGUGGAUCUGCAGACACUGAUGAAUGAGAUGAAUAAGUACCGGUCUUGGUGUAGUCUUUUGUUUGGUUAUGACUGGGUUGGAAUUCCACUGGUCUAUACCCAGGUUGUUACUCUCGCAGUCUAUACUUUUUUCUUUGCCUGCCUGAUAGGGCGCCAAUUUUUGGAUACUGACCAAGGGUAUCAGGGACAUGACUUAGAUAUUUACAUUCCAAUCUUCACACUGCUGCAGUUCUUCUUCUACGCAGGAUGGCUCAAGGUCGCUGAACAACUCAUUAAUCCGUUUGGAGAAGAUGAUGAUGAUUUUGAAACAAACUGGUGCAUCGAUAGAAAUUUACAGGUUUCACUUCUGGCGGUGGAUGAGAUGCACAUGAACUUGCCGAGGAUGGAGAAAGAUAUUUACUGGAAUGAUACCUCUGCCCGGCCACCCUACACAAAAGCAGCUGCUGAUUACUGUAUUCCUUCAUUUCUUGGAUCAACUAUUGAAAUGGGGCUGGCUGAUACAGAAUUCCUCUAUGGGGAGGAGUGGCCUUGGGAAGAGGAGAAGCAUCAGAGACAAUAUUCUGUUUUGAGAAGAGUCAAGAGGUUUCUCAGCGUCCAUGAAGGUCCUUCGUACCCAACUCACCACCGCUACAGUCGGCAGACAAGUGAGAAUUCGGUCUUUUUCCCAGCAGAUGAAAAGGGGCACAUCAGACGGCUGCAGGAAAUGCACACAAGAGGGAGGCGCUCUACCUCAAGCUUCAAGAAGAAACAUGAAGGAGUUAACAGAAGUAGCAGACUUCAUGGUAGCCGAGAGCUUGGACCCAUAACAGAAACCUCAAGGAACGAGGCACAGUUUGGUGACAGUGAUACCUCAUCCGAGACAAACAGGCCAGUUCCUGAGGUUAUCAUCUCUGAAGCCAAGGAGAUUGCACCUGAUAUGCUGGACAAACCAGACCUGCCCACAGAGCGCUCUGCAAGCAUGCCAGAAGAGAAGCUCCAAAGGAUCCUAUCUGAGGCAAAUGUGGCCCUUCUGAACCAACACUUUUUCCCACCAGAAAUGACUCCAUACGUCUCAAGUUCAGACGUGCAUCAGUCACUUCCUAGUGUGAUAGGAGAGCCCAAACAUGAGCCCCAGGUUAGUAACAUAGCUGGUCUCAUAACAGAUCAUGAGAGAAGCCUUCAGAGAUGGAGUUUACCAAGCUUCCAUAGUCCUAGUACAGCAUCAAAUGCUGGUGCUGCACCGCCUUCAACAAAUUCUGGGACAACUUCACAACAAAGGACAUUCAGUGAUGAAAAAAAUGUUACUUCUGCUUCUGCUGUGCAAACAUUUGAGAUGCAGGACUUAUGGGAAAACCUGGACAGUAAAGAAACAGCCAUAGUAGAAUUUUCUCACGAGGAAAGUGAAAGAAAACUUUGACCAUUCUUCCUCUGGGUUUGACUGAACUUCUUGUCUUCUCUUGUACAUGGUUCUCACACAAAUUUGCUGAAAGUGCAGAAGGGCAGACUCAAUACUCAGACAAGUCACGAACAAGAACCAACAGAGGAUUUGGGCACCUAAAUAGGAGGUGACAUACUUUAAGCCACUUGGUCACUGGCUUGAAAUCUGUGACCCUGUGGGAAAUACAUUUACACAGAGAACUGGGAGCCUCAGGAGUGGGUGCAAAUCCACUCAGCUGGUGUAUAUGGCAGCAAGCUGUGUAGGCUCAGCUAGAGGAAACACUAAGGUUAUCAGAAGAGUGGGGGUGGUUCUGUCCACUUUGGAUACACACUGAACUCUGCUGCCUUUGUCUGCUCCAUCAGCUUGAAGUCCAUGACAUCCCUGUAAGAUCCACCAACAGUUUUGGUUUCUGCUUAUGUGGCUCAAAGGCAAGAUGGUGGGCUCAAUUCCCUUCUCAGCCUGAAGAGAUUCAGCCCACCAUCUCUCACUGCCUGAAGGGACACUUGAAAAAUCGGGCCCCUCAUUUGUGUAGGACAGUAUCCUGCCCUGCUCCUGAUGAGGCUAUGCCACUAAAGAGAAGAAAAAUUAAAAUUAUUAAAUAUUUAAUUUCAUUUUUAAAAAUGGAAGGUGCAAAACAGCUGAUGAGCUGGGCAUGGGAUGUCUGAGCCUUGGAGCACAUAUGUGGCAUACCCAGUGACAGUCUAUUGUAAAAGGAGGCUCUCAGGCAGCCUCCCUAGUGAUGACAGGGCUUCAGCACUCUAUCAAGAGCUGAUAGAGCUGCAGGUGCUACUAAGCUUAGGGCCCCAGUCUUGUGGAGAUCUCCAGCUGGAAGCGCACGGGCUGUGGUCAUCCCAGGCAGAAAACAAAGUGGUCCAUGGCUGCUAGCAAAAUUGUUCUCCACUUCCUAAACCUCUCCCCCAUUCCCAUGCUUCCCAGAUGUACCGCACACAUACAAACCUGAGUCAGCAUUAGGUGGCUCCUGCUACUCCAGGGGUGACCAAGCCACCUCCCUAAACCUCCUGGGAGUGACCUGGCCUUUCAGCUAUGACUCCUGCAAGAUGUCUCAAAGCAGGCCAGGAAAGCUGCCACAGCUCCUUGGUUUUGCUCUCACCCACAUUUACCGAAGUGCAGCCUGGAGCAUGUUGCCAGCAUUCUCCCAUGAGUGAGUAUCCAAGUAGAGGGUCUCCCCAGACAAGGGAGAGACAAGGAAGCUCAGGGACUGGAACGAACAGAGAGAGGGGGAGACCAAAAGUUAUGAGUCUGCUACAGCCAGCAAAGGCAGUAUGGCUGCAUGGACAGCAAGUCCACCCAGCCCUCUUGCUCAGAAGGGCGCACUUCAGAAAACAAACCGGCCUCUCUGCAUGGGUAACUGGCAACACCAGUGGUUCCUGGGAGACUUUAGGACUCCCUGAAACUGGGAAGGGGAUGAACAGACCUGCCUGCUCCUGCUCUUAUGGCCAACAACUUAGGUGAGAAGCCCUUCUAGCAGGCUGUCACAUACAGCAGGACUCCAUGUCAUCUGAGUAGGCUUUGAACAAAAUCAACCACUCUCCUCACUUCUACUUCUUCCAGCUUUAUUUCAGUCUGGGAAUUGGCUCCUGCUGCUGUAUAUUAGGCAAGGUCUGAGCAGAGCCACACUCUCAAAUCCUCCAAAGACACUAGACAAAAGCACAUGUAUCUCAUUGGUUUAGGAAGCACAGGACACUUAGCCCAAGGAAGCACCAUUUAAACCCACAUUAUGGGAAUUCCAGAUAUGCAGAAAAGCCAAGCACAGAUUUGUCAGGCACCAAUGGACAGACUUCUUCACACCAUGAGAUGAGCUGACACUGGUGUCUGACAGCAGCUUAUUGAAAUUUGAUCACAGCUUGGAGUCCAGUGUUCUGGUGCAACCUCACCCUUGCCACUCCACAAGUCUUCAGGCAAUUCAAGUUGCUAUGUUCAGGUUUGACCAACAAAAUGAGAAACUCUAUGGAGUGAAAUUAUACUGAAGUAAACAGCACCUCAGCCUAGGAGUCCAAUUUUCUGAAUGCCCCUUACCCAACUUCAGGAAGCAUUCCCUUUUUUCGCCCAAUUCCUUCUUUCUUCUUGUAGCUGAAGCCACAGUUUCCAAUUAAAUGUUUUCUCAAUCUAAUUGUAUCUGCAAUUGUCAAGGAACUUAAUUUGCCAAUGAGCUUAACUUAAAUAAAUGGCAAAUUUUAAGUAUCAACAACACAUUUUUAAGGAUAGCCAGACAGCUCCAGUCACACAGCUAGAAACAAAGUAAAAGUAACUGCUGCUCCCCUCUAUAGCACUUUUUUAAAGUCAGGAGAGCAAUACAAAUUCCUGGGGAGUUUGGCCAUACUCCUUCCAGCCGUGCAUGUAUAGGAAGAGCUUUCAGCAGCUGUGAAGGAAGCCUGGCCCAUUAUCUAGCUCUCUUCCCACAGUACAUAAGCUUGAGGAGCUGUGCUUCACACUGUAAGGGAAUUUAAGCCAGAAAUAAGAGAUGACUCUCAAGUGUCCACCACAAAUCUGCACUGAGAGUCCAGUUCCACCAUACCUCCUCAUUCUACCCCACACAGCUUCCACCAGGGCUUAAGGUAUUGGACCAAAGUGCUCUGUGUCCACAACCCAGACACCAGUUUGUUUCAUUCCAGCACUGCUAAGCAUCCCAGCUUCUCAUCAUCCAGCUCUGCUCAUCUUCUUCUCAGCCUGGCCGCUGCCUAGGAUGCACGCUGCUGCUUUCCACCAGGACAUUAGACAUCUGAUCAGCAAUGAUUUUGCUACCUCUCCCACUCACUCUGUCAGCACUCCCUGGCCCUGAAACUGUGCUCAUUAUUUGAUGGAGGUGAAGGUGGCCACACAGCAGCCAUUAGGUAGGUAAGAGCUUCAGUUAAGCUCCACAGAGGUGUCUAUUAGACAUGUAGAUGCAUGCUAAGUUAGGAGUUACAGCUCUGAAGCCACACAAUGCAAUCUGUAAUACACAACCAACAUUUCACACAGUGGGCCAGCUCCACAUUAGCUACAGUAAUCUGUUAAUUGCUUGUGAAGAAGCUAGUGCUGGGAUGAGUUACCAGAAAAAUUUGCUCUCCUUAUUUACUCUGUUAUCUCACUUUUUGCAAACAUCUGUGGACUCUGAUUUGUAUUAAAUUAUCUUUUGGGAUUAUGGGUUCUCUUGGGCACUUCUCUCAGUAAACUAUUUGCCAUAGCAUGGUAAAUGGGUUAUUUUAGCAAACCCAACAAUCUACAAUUCAUGUUCACAGGUAUAUGCAAUGUUCAAUAAAGGCACGUUGAGAAACACCAUCGUCCUGGUUGUACU
Molecule: messenger RNA, 5551 nt
Organism: Corvus hawaiiensis (hawaiian crow)
Lineage: Eukaryota; Metazoa; Chordata; Aves; Passeriformes; Corvidae
Gene: BEST3
Product: bestrophin 3
Exons: 10
Coding region: 229-2235 (668 amino acids)
Molecular function (GO): chloride channel activity
Source: RefSeq, a predicted model, not a curated record